GAACAGGGCAUGCAUUUAAUCAAAACAACAUCUCAAAUCCUCCAGCAUGCUCUCUGAACUGUGGAGUGCAGGGGACACGAAGAGAAGCACUUCUGGGCCAGGCUGUCGGGGUAAGAAAAUCACAGAUGACUCCUCAGCACACAGACGAGUGGGUGUCAGCGAGGACAGACAACAACCGCCUGAAUGGUUGAUUCGAGAGCUGCUGAGACAGAGCCGGCGGAGACACUCUGUCACACUUGGAGAUGAGGUUCAAAUCAUGGGACGACAACGCAGUAGACUCCGCAGCCUUAAGCCUAGUCAGCCUGAACAUUACCCAUUUAACACAAAUUCAUGUACGCAGGGCGAGUUCAGCAAACACAUGAUACAGGAGUACAAAGAGAAGCAGGAAACUGCGAGACGCAGUAAGCAGGUGGCUUUCACCUUGCCAGCCACUAUGAAGGCGUUGUGUCAUGGCACCCCCAUCGUCAACAUCCACUCCACCCAUGAUGGGACCGUCGUAACAGUGCGAGAAGACGGGGUUGUUUGCUACUGGAGCCCUGAACUUAAACCACUGAAGACCAAAACCAUGUUUAAGGAAGGACCUGCAAAUAGGAAGUCAAAGUGGGCAAGUGAUUUUACUCUGAUGAAAGAGUUCAACAAGCUGAUGAUCGGCACGGGAGACAGAGAGAUCCAACUUUAUGAGCUUUCCACUCUGGAGCCUUAUUGCCAGAUCAAUGCACUAGACACUGUGCCUUUGACAUUAGACUACGGCUACACUGGCCCUGAUAAAUGUUGUGUUCUGUAUGGAGACAUGGAGGGAUGUGUGACUAUCAUUUUAAUAUCCUGUGUUGGAGAUACCCUCAGACUAUGGAAUAAAUUACCAAAGAUUGAAAAUAUGCCCAACAUAGCAGUUGACAAUGCAGUGCUUUCCCCGAAUGUGACAUUUGUCAGAUGGAAGGUUCAUCAGGACUGGGUAACACAGGCAAAAUAUUUUCAAGGUUUUCAAGCUGUUGUCUCCUCAUCCAGUGAAGAACCUUCCUCCCUUGUUAUAGGCUGUGUGAUGCCUCUAACAGAUGCUGAGCAGCAGCUGGGUGAGAUCAGGGAGGCCUGCUAUGAAGGUAAGACCAAGAAGGUCCAACUCAGCUGGACUCCACAGCUCCGGGCAACACAUGACCAGACCGUUUUCAGCAUUUACAAAGGUGUCAAGACCUUUGACCUUUGUCAGAAGCACAGCUUGCUGGUCACUGGAGGCAUGGACAGACUCAUUCGCAUGUGGAACCCACAUUUUUCAGGGAACCCAACCGGCAUUUUGAAAGGACACUCUGCUCCCAUCAUCUACCUGUGCAUCUUCUCAGAGGACAGUCAGAUCUUCUCCGUCUCCAUAGACAGAACCGUGAAAAUUUGGGAUAUUCAAGAUCAGUGUUGCCUGUUUACAGCAGACCCCAAAGCCAGCGGGAUUCAUGGCGACAUAUCUGCAUGCUCGUACUCCUCUGCUCUGAAAUCCUUUUACAUUGCAGCAGACUGUAUGGCUGUGCUCUCCCUGAAGAUAAGGCCACAACUUCACAGUCGUCUGACUGUUUCUCAUAAUGAGACUGUAAUGUGCUGCGGCUACAAUGAAGAGUUCCGUCAAGUUGUCAGCUGCACUGAGGGAUCUGUCGUAAAAGUCUGGGACUUUGACACUGGGCGUCAGGUUUUCGAGUUUGGAGGCACACACAACCUUUCAGCCAUCACAUGCAUGACUUUUGACCCCAAAGGGAGGAGACUUGUCACAGGUGGAAGAGAUGGCUGUUUAAAGAUCUGGAACUUCAACAACGGCCAGUGCCUGAAGACACUAAAGAAGGAUGGUGAAUGUCAGGAAGUGUGUGACUGCAUCUUUCUGCAAGUUCACAGGAAUGUCCAUGUGAUGUCUGUCGGCCGGGACCGGAUGAUUGACAUUUACCCAGACAUAACUGAGGACGUUCAUCAUGUCCAGAGGCCGCAGCCUUCGUGGCAGGAUGAUCUGAAAAAUGGCCAUAAGGAUGACAUCCUUUGUGUGGCGCAGUGCCCCCCAUCGCUCAUCGCCACCAGCAGCUAUGAUGGAGAGAUAAUAGUGUGGAAUGUGGUGUCUGGAAGUAUACAGUGUCGGUUUGUCAGCCCUCUGCUAGUUGAACACCAAAAUGUCGAAGGACUGGACACAAGUGUUCCAAGCAUCAUUUUCCUAAAGAACUCCAAGUUGCAGCACUUUUCCUCGGCUACAGCUCUGCUGUCGUCUGGAGCCGUGGGUUGCUUAAAUCUCUGGAACGUGCUCAGUGGAGGAAAAUUUAUGGGCAGCUUCAAAGCUUCUCGAUACCAACAAAAGAUUACAAAACUGGCUAAAACAGACAAGGACAUGCUGCUGUACGCUGCUGACCGAAUUGGUUACAUCUACGUUUACAACAUGGAGAAGUUUGCCCCUGCACAAAAAUCACCUAGAGCUGAACAUUUCUGGCGUGCCCACACCAGCAGAAUUACUGGUCUGCAGAUUGUUGACAAUGAUCAAGUGGUGCUUACCUCAUCCGCUGACUACACUGUGCGCCUUUGGAGUGCACAUGGAGAAUUCAUUGGGACCUUUGGGCAGCCUGAGAGAUGGAGCGUCCACAUCCCCUCCUCGUGGAAACAUCCUGAUGUCCCCUACCAGGUUCUGAUUGAUCCUCUGAGUAUGCCUGAUCAUGAAAUUCUCAAUGUAAAAACACGUCUUUCUGAUGCCAACGACCCUGACAAGACUGGGGCUCAUCGAGGUGAACUAAAGGCUCUGUCAUGAAACUGUCAGGCAUACUAACAAGCUAUCGAACCACUGGGCUCUGAAAGGCUUUCAUGCUGUGGAGCCACCAAACACCAGUGUAAGACCUGACCUCUUAUAAGCAGCACUGAGGAACUGCAGUCAACUAAAUACCAUGAAACAGUAUUGAUCACAAUUAGGGGGCUGGAUCAUUACAGCAUAUACUUUCGUAAAGACCAAGCAAGGAAAAUUUUGAAAGUAUGAAAUAAUAGUGAGAAUGUGGGCUUCAUGUAAUCAUACGCGUUUCUAGCUUUUUCAACAACAGAUCAUGGGAAGUCAAUCAAUGAAAUGAGGAUUGCAACAUUAAGGGGCUUUGAACAGAAGAGGAAAAGUAUUGAACUGAGUACUAAAUAAAUCUAAAUUGCUUUUUUGGAGUGCUUUUAGACAAAUCAAUACAAACUUUGUCAUUAAAGCAUAACUCUCGCCAAAAUGGAACCUAGGUUUUUUUUGUGACUACACCUGAGCCAACUUUCGUUUGAAAGCAUAAUUAGGACUUUUAAGAUUCACCGUAUUAUAGUUUUUUGGUCAAAUGGUCUUUUGAACGGGAGUGCAAGGGGCUCUUGCAUCACAAUCAACAUUUUUAAA
This is a messenger RNA of Etheostoma cragini (Arkansas darter), 3361 nucleotides long. RefSeq names its product WD40 repeat domain 95 (gene wdr95). Gene Ontology annotation, molecular function: protein binding. The transcript is spliced from 25 exons. The coding region runs from base 47 to 2758 and encodes 903 amino acids. NCBI's taxonomy places the organism in Eukaryota, Metazoa, Chordata, Actinopteri, Perciformes, Percidae. The record is from RefSeq and is a predicted model, not a curated record.